CUCUCUUCCUGGCUAACGGUCUACCCUGAAAUUAUUGAAUCGAUUGUAUGUAGCUAUACUACAAAAUGUAGCAUAUCUUUAGUUGUGGGGUUGGAUGUAAGUAUUAACAAUAAUAAAUAAAAUUGUUUUCGUUUUUUGAAGCAAGUGGCCAAAAUAUAUUUUGUAAUCGAAAGACUAUUUAAUUUUCUAGUGGUUUUGUUAUGUGAAAGAGCCCACCGACAGCGCCCUCCCUUCGGGGAAAAAUCGAGGUCAACAUGCACAGAAGUGUAGAAGAGUAAAGAAUGGAUAGUGUAGUAGUUGUACUGUUUUGUAGUCACCUCCCGAUUUUGCAAGAUUUAAACGCCAUGUUGCUAAAAGCGUUCUGGAAGAUGUUGUAAAUUACAGGCCUAAUCAUUGAUUAUUGAUGAUUGAUUGAAGCCAUCAAAUCUCAGAUUGUAGUGAAAAUUCACAACAAAAAAGUAACCAUGUCCACUCUCUCUAAUUUAACUUUAGUCUCUUUUUAAUAAAGACUUUCUUUCGUCUUUCUACUUGCCACCUGCAUUUCUGUCUUGUGGAUAUGUGGAUGGAGCUUUAUUUUUUUUGUUUACACAUGUAAUAUUUUUGCUCCAUUGAUCGUUUGCUCAUUUUAAGUGGUCAUCUGAAAGUUGGUGUUAAUCAUCUGUUAAAUUUCACUAUUGGUUGGGCUAUACUAUUCAAUUCUAUUUGCAAAUGAGUUGUGUCAACAUUGGCAAAUUGCUUCUACUUUGUUCCCUGAAGGGUGGGUAGGCAUGCUUUUAAGAAGGAUUUGAAUAUAAUUAAAACAAAUUACAUAUUUAUUUUGUCGAUAAUAUAAAGAUUAAAAUUUGAAUACUAAAAAGUAGCCAAUAAAAAAUAUUUAAAAAACUUUCUCAGUCUAUCAAAGAUGAGUACCUCUUGUUAAAAAGGGAUUUGGGGGUCUCCGCCGGAAACUUUUUAUUGAAAUAUGUUUAUUUUAACUAUUUUGAUACCUAGAAAUCUUUUAAAUUUACCUUCAACUUCAGUUCAUUACACGUAGCGGUUAGCGGAAUCAGAAUUGGUUUCUUUGCAGUUACGUCUUAUGGUAUUCUUAUAGUAUUCAUCAUCAUCAUGUCCCUUAAUCCUUGGACCGUUGGGGCGCCACAGAUGACAUGUGAACUAUCCUCCAUUCGUCUCUGUCCUCUGCACUAUGCACAGCAUCGCCUAGUUUUAGUCUCGUCCAUUCUUUACUCUUUGAUGUUAUCUUCCCAUCUUUUUCUUUGUCUUCCUCUUCUUCGCCCUCCUCUCGUUGUGCCCUGCAUGAUUUCUUUGGCGAGCCCUUGUUUCCUUGUCAUGUGGCCAUACCAUUGUAGUUUGCGCUUUUUGCAAUCACCAGGAGGUCAUCGUACUGCCCAGUUGCCUGACGAAUCCUUUCUUUCACUUGAUCAUUUCAAAAAUUAAUAAAAAUAAAACAUUUAUGUUUUCAUCUACAUUAAAUUCAAAUUAUUUUGGUUACAUUGAGUGCUCAUCAACACUUCUGCACAGUAUUACUUUGCGUGUUGGAUUUUAAGAAACUGUAAAUUAAUUUCUACUUCUAAGUGCAUUUAAACUCAUCUUUCAUAGAAAUUAUUUUUUAAAAAUUCUUUCAAAUAUUAAAGACUUCCUCUCUACAGGCAUUCCAACUUGUUUGAUGUUUGUAGUAAUUUUUAGUUGACACAUCUGAUUGAGCGAGCGCUCAGGGUUCAUAAUCUGUCUUUAAGGUCUCAUCUGAAUUGUGUCAACAUCAUGUCUGUAGGAUUUUGAGGAUUUAAAAAACUCUAUUGUGGACAUUUUAAAUAAAAUAAAUCUUCUUUUGUAGAUAUAAUACUAAAAAAGAGGCGGAGCUUUAUGCAAAAGGGAUGACACAUUAAAAGGAGAACAUGGUUGACAAAAAUUGCACUUUAUAACUCUAAAUUAGACGUUUUUAACAUUAUUCUUAAGGAAAUAAAGUUAAAAAAAGGAUGGGAAAACCUGAAAGAAGGAUACACAACAAAACAACGAACAUGUCGACAGGAAGCCUUUAUCAGCGAACAAACAACAUGAAAAACAGAAUUAAAUAAAAACAGCACUUAACUAAAAAGUUGUAUCCGAGAUGGCAGAAAAAUAAUUGUGACAUAAAAUAAGUAGGUGAGAGAUUAAAUACAGGCAAAAAGAGAAAGAAAAGAGAAGUAAGUCCAUUGGGAUUGGUGUGAUGCGGAGGGGCAGAGCCAAGGAUUCACAGGUGAAUGAAAACAUGACAUGUCAAGGUGCUAUAAGUCGGGAUCAGCUUGUUUUCCAAAUUUCACCUGGCUAGGUGUGUUUGUGUUGGUCACGAUCCCACUAAUUGUAAAAUCCGCCAUCCCCUUGUGGUCGAUUCUAUUGAAAUUUUUAGAGAGGGGACACUGUUUAUCUUGCAUAAUUAUUAUGGAGGUGUUCAGUACAUCUUUCAGAGAAUUUGUGUCCUGUCUCCCCUAUGUACGACAUCUGGCAACGGGUGCAAACAAUGGUGUUAACAACGUUGAGGCUAGUUCAAAGGAAACUGUCCAUUAUCUGUUGAGUCUGGAUGACAAAAGGACAAAUAUUGCAACGGCUUGGUCCCAAAGUGGGAGGGGGCGUUGAUGCGAUUUUUCACAAGGAGGUCUCGCAAAUUUUUAUGAUGUCUGAAAACAAUGAGAGGUGGGGAAGAGAAAAUGGCUUGUGUCCCCGGAUCUGCAAGGCGAACGGCACAGUUUUUAAGGAAAACACAUUUGGGUAUUAUUUGUGAGAAUGAUAUGUGAGAAUAAGUUUGGUCCUGUCAACAUUGUCACUCAGACACCAUCACUGGUAAUACUUGUAACCCUUUGAGGGGCUGAUGAAAGUACUGUCUCUGCGUAGGACCAACAUUGGAAAUAGUCAAUCAUCACAAGUGCUUUGUCCCAAAGGUCAUCAGUGGUGACCCCAAUACCACCAUCAAUGUACCUUUUGUAGAAUUCAGGGAGGCAUACAGUGCAGUUGCUUUCGACCAUGUGUUUGAAAUGUCCCAUGAACAAACAUGCGUAGCUGGGUCCCAUUUUAUUCCCAUAGCAACACCACUGAUUUGUUCGAAGCAUUGGCUCCAAACUCGAACAAAUUGAGGGUGAGAACCAGUUCAGCAAAUCGGAGGAGGGUGUUGGUGGGUAGAGCGAAGAGGCCAUCAGUGUGGGGGAUAGAAGUACUCAUUGUGGCCUCAGUGCUUGCUUAUUUUAAAGACACCCACAAUGCUUUAAAAACUUUUGAAUCAAUCAUCUUCCCUCCUGGAAAAAAAACAUCAUUCUGCUUGAUUAUGUUCUCUAUAUACAUAUGUCCCGUGUGUUGUUUUGUUACAUUCAUUUUUUCAGGUUUUCCCAUACUUUGUUUCACAAAUUACUUUUUUUACUAACUUGAUUACAACUAAACUAUAGAAUUAGGGCUAACAUGUACAGUGGGAUAGAAUUAAACAUGGUUAACGGGUGGAGGGGGAUGAUCUAAGUAAAUGUUCAAGGUCAGGGAUUCUUAACCUUUUUGCAGGACUGUAAGUGUAACCCCCUCAAUUUCAAAAAAAUUAUAGUAAAAUUAGCAUUUGCCGCUGUUUAAGAACCAUUGUUCUUGGGAAUUUUUUCUCUGACACAGGCACAGUUAUUUGAUAUGAAUGGGAGUUAAUUUUUUAAGGGUUUGUAAAGGAGAUAAGUAGACAAGGUGUUUUUUUUUUUUGGUGGGGGGGGGGGUGGUUUAGGGGGGUGUGAUGUUAUAUUUGAGUGGGGGGGAACAUUUUGUGACGAUAAGGGAUUAAGGGUUUGUAAAGGAGAUAAGUAGACAAGGUGUUUUUUUUUUUGGUGGGGGGGGGGGGUUGUUUAGUGGGGUGUGAUGUUAUAUUUGAGUGGGGGGUAACAUUUUGUGACGAUAAGGGCCAAAAAUCAGCAAAAUUGGCAUGAUUUCAUUUAUUGAUGGCCUCUAAUUUAGCCACUGAUAAGCUUGUUUAUUGCUUCUAGUUAGCCUAUUUCAGUCUCCUUUACUAGCUACUUUAAACAUCUGAGAUGGGAUAAGUGGGAUGGCUGACUAUGUCUUACACGACCACAGUAUCUUAUAGUAUAUAUGUCACAGAUAUUCUCCAGGCUUAUUUUCUGCUAUUGUUCAAAAGAUUUGAAUUUUGACCCCUGUAUAAAUCUGAGUAAUCUAAUUUGUUACAAGUUUCUUUUGUCCCACAACACUUAUUUUCCAUAUUUUUCUUAAAGUGGUGGGGAGCAGUCUCCUUUACACCUUAAGUGUCAAACUUAUUGUUUAAACUCCACUCAUUGGCCUACAACUAGUAUUUUUUAGUUGCCAACUACAUUUAAGGUAACAUUUAAAUAGAAUAGCUACACUGGGUACAGAUACUCAAAACCUUUUUUGGGUCUCUACAUAGAUUACCUACACCAAUACAGUACUUUACAAAAAUAAAUCCCUUUAGAGGCCAACUUUAGGUGAAGUCACUCUAUUGAGACUGUUGUGGACAUUUUAUAUAACACCCCCCCCCACCCCACCAUUGUCACAAAUUAUUAACAAGAAUUAGACAUUUAUCAAUUAUUAUCACAAAUUUUGGGACCCCACCUUCCCCUCCCCCUUGAUGCAUAACACCAUUUAUGAGAAUCACUUAAAGUGCACUACAUGAAAAAUGAAUACCCAAAGUGAUAAACAUGAGGCUGAUUAUCUUUUUUAGAAGCCAAUGUUAAUUAGAUAUCUUUUUUUUUCAUAGCAUAAAUCUUUCACUCUUUUAUAAUGUGUACUGAUCUUUGUGCUUAGUGACCAUGAGCUUUAUUCUUCAUGAUAUUGGCUGAUGAAUCGCUAACACCAAAGAUUACCGUGUAAAUUUAUAAAAGAUCAGCAUUUUAUAUUUGAACAUUUUAACUAUGCUUUUUAAAUGUUUAUAUUUACAGCGCACAGAUCCAGAAUGUUUCCUGAAUUGGGAAAAUAGAAGAGAGUGUGAUAAGGUGUAGUUAACAGGAUGUGGAGUAAAAAAAGCAGAACCCUCAUUUUGGGUUCCUUUACAUCAUAAUAAAAUGCACUGUUCUUCAAUAGCUCUUCACUUUAAAGAUUAAUUCUACUAGCCAAUGAUUCCUGAUUGGCCAUGUUUCGAAAUGUUUUUAGUGGAUGUGUUUCUGACCGUAGCUCACAGGCUGAGGUACUUCGUUCUCAAAAGUAAGUAAAGUUUGCUACAUGUGAAAAUGAGUAAUGCCUACGUUUAGUUAAAUGAUAAAUUGAAUAAAAAGUGGGAAGGAAAAUAAUUAUAAAUAUGUACCAUAUUUAUAUGCGUAUAACACUCACUUUUUCUCCCUGUAAAUAGGGGGCCAAUGAUGUGUGCGUGUUAUACGCCAAUAUAAUGUUUAGUUUUUUUCCUGAAAUUUCCUUCUUAAAUUGAGGUGCGUGUUAUAUGUCCAUAAAUACAGUAAUUCUUUUUUAAAAAUUUAAAAUGCAUUGUUACUUUUUGUAGAGGGUGUACGACUUAGUCAUAUUUAUAGGGUUGUAGAAUAUAGCAAAAGUUGGGAAAUCCUGAAUUAAAUAAAGCAAAAUAGAUCUAUCUUUAAAUAAAAUAUUAUAAAUAUUUAUUUUAACAUAAUUGUGGCUUUACAUUUGCUUGUUUUUUUUCUAUAUUCAUGUUAAGUUACCUGUUGAUAUCUUCAAACCACAUAGCUGCAUACUGACAUUUUAAGACUAACCAAAUACAAGUUACCUUUUUAGUUACUACGAUACUUUUACAUGUGCAUUUUGUGAAAAAGAAAAUUUUAGUAGAUGUUAAAUAAUUUGAAGUUUUUAUGUGUAUUAGGACCUCAAGUUUUUUUGUGUUUUUUUAAAUUUAAGCAAUCAGCUUGAAAAGUCUAAUUUUAUUCUAGUUACAUCUCCUGCAAUUCCAUGUUUUGACCACACAAAAAGAAAAUUUAAAAAAAAAACAUAAAUUGGAUCAGGUAAAUUGAAGAUCCUUCAAAUUUUGAUAGAUUAAAAUGUUGAAGUCAAAUCUGGGUACCGGUACAUUUUUACUAGGGUUGCAUUGAUAUGGAUUAGGCAGCUUACCAAUUAAUAUGCCUCGCCAAAUCAGCCACCAAUUAUUUAUUAUAGAAUUAUAUACCUUGCUUUGAAAAUGAGUAAUCAUAAUCUGAAAAUGGCAUAGAACCUCAUUUAGUCCAGGGGAAACUUCUUGUUGUAAUUUCUCCUAAUGGCAAUCCCACAAAGAAAGUGAAUUUAUAUCUUUAUAAUUACGACCCUGUUUAAGUAGCUUAAUACACUUCUUUAGAUUUUAUCUUUAAAAAAAAAUAUGUUUAUUUUUAUUAAAAAAUCUAGAUUAUUUGAAUGCUGUUUUUAAGUCAUGCAUAAGUAAUUUUAAGGUUAAAUAAAAGCUUGUAAAACUAAAAAGAAUCAUAAUAAUUGUUUUAGUAUGUAUAGUAAUUCAAUAUUUGACAGAAAUAUAACUCUUAUUUAUUUAGAUAAUAGACAUUUUUAUCAAUCUCAAACCAAUUUGUGGAGCUAAAAAUUUGUGUGUUUCAAAUAAAAUAAAGCAAAUGUCCUAACAGAGAGAUACAGUUUGCCCUUAUUGAAUUUGAUCGCAGCCUACUUUGCAGUUGAAUCCAAGAAUCUCAUUUAAUACAAAUGCUUUCCUAAGUGAAAUAGAACCUAGUAAUCGGUACAGACUUAAGAUAGAUUAAAGGCUUAUAGAAUCUUUAUUUAUCUUUUUAGGCUCAAAUUUGGAGCUUCGCUGUCCUCUGCCCUUAAGCAUGGCUAUUUACCAGGACCUCUUGUGGUAAUUUAAAUAUAUUUACUAAAUGACAAAAUUUUCUGUGAUCAAAUUAAAAAUGCUAAUAUCUUGUAUUUAAUUGGUUAUUAUUGUCUGGCACCGAACCAAUUAAUAAAGUAUAUUAAGUUAUAUACUCAAAUUAAUAAUUUGUAUUUCUCUUACUAAAUAAGACACAUACUGCCCUCUAUCCAUAGGAUAUUUUGGUUCACAUUGCUAAAGAAGGGGUCACUACUGCAGAUGUUUUCCGCCGCCCAGGUAACCCAAAUGACACAAGAAGGAUUGUCAAACGAUUAACAGAAGGAAAGCAAGUUAUAUAUGCCAACUAUAGUUUUUAUACACUGGCCUCUGUAGUGAAGGUAAGUAUUUAAUAAAUAUAAUCAAAGCUUAAGUUGGUGAUUGGCUAAUGGCAAUAAAUUCCCCUACAAUAUUUUAAGAUAUUCUGAUCUAUUCUGUCUUUAUAUUUUCAAUUUAAUAGUGAAAUAUAUAUAUUUAAAAAAAAAAUGUUUUUCAAAAUAUGUUAACAGACUCUUUUUUAUUAUUACAUUGUGAUAGUUCUGUUUGUAACUAAAGGUAUACUUUGCUUGCCUAGAAAUUUCUCUUAAAAACUCCGGGCGGUGUCUUCACACCUGAAGGGGAGGAAGAGCUACUACGUGUGCUUACUCUUGCACAGAAAAUGGAUCAAAUAGAGGCAGUUCACAAGUAGGAUGUGUAUAUGAUAAGGACUACACUUAGAGUUCUAAGUUUAUUGUUGGUGGAAUCAUGAUGGGAUUUUUAAGUGCUUGUUUAAAAUAAUACCAUAUUAAUAUUUGCACAUUUUUUUAAGCUUAAAUAAUACAUAUUUUAAAAAAUCUUAAAAUGAAUCAAAACUAAGCCUGCAGUUUUUUUUCCAGUCAAAAUCUUUUGUCACAUUUGAAGACCUAAUUUUUAAAAUCUGUUUCUUUUUCUCCUCAGCUUUAUUGUUAAGCUAUCUCCAGCUCAUCAACAGCUUGUGGCCUUGCUGUUUGGUACCUGGUUUAGAAUUGUAACCUUUCAAGAGAAGAAUUGUAUGUCAGUUGAGGCAUUAUCUCGGAGUGUCGCUGGCAGCAUGUUUCAUACCUGUGCAGAAGAUCCAGCCAAGGUUUUUUUAUUUAUUAUAAGAAUUGUUUCUUGUUGUGAAUGUAACAGUAAUAUCAUUUUAGAGUUCUUAGUUAAGUAAAUUUUAACUAUCUUGUGACUAAAAUAAAUUGUGCUAUAAGUCGAACUAAUCUUGUUCAUUCUUGAAAUUUACUUUUUUAAUUAAUAUAAUAUAUUAUAAUAUAUAAUAAAUUAUGCUUCAAUUUAAGAAGUCAUACAAUCCUAAUUUCUGUGAAAGCAGUGAAACAAAUUCUUAAUACAUAGAGUAGCAUUAAACUCAAUUUGCAGUGAAACAAAUUCUUAAUACAUAGAGUAGCAUUAAACUCAUUUUGCUUCCUAACAUUAUGUUUCAUUUGUAAAUCUUUGCAUAUAUUAACUCAUACACAAACAAAUAAUUUGUUUUAAGGUUGAGAAAGCAAGUCGCAUCAUGCAAUUUUUGAUAGACAAUUUUGGGGUGGAACGAAUGUUUGGCCAAGAAAACAUCAGGUUCUUUGCAGAGACAACACAUACAGGCAUACAUAUACGUGAGCUUUUUCGCUACAGUUAUCGAUCUGAUUCACAACUCAUUCCACGUAAGUGUUAAUGUUUGUUGAACUAUUCAUUGUUUUACAUACUUAAAGAUCUUGCAUUUAUUUUACAUGCAGUAGUUCUCAUCAUUUUCACUUCACCUCUUCAUCAUUUUAAAAUGUAUCAUUUAGGUUUUUUUACCUACAUUUAACCAGAAAGCUUUUAAAUUUGAAUUAUCAAUGUUCUUAUAAUAGUGUAGAUUUUCAUAAGAAUGGAAAUGAAACGCUGCUUCAAUGUUCUUUGUUUGCUUUGUCGGGGCAUUAUACAAAAUCUGGUUUGAUAACCAUGAAAAUAUCUUUUUGACAAUGACUAAAUCAACUGUUAACUCUCCAUGGAAUUGAUGUUGUCUUACUAGUUGCUAUUUUGUCUGGAUUUUUUUUGCUUGUUUCAACUUCCUGUGCCUCAGUGUUUUACCCUUUUGUGUGCUCUCCUGAUCCUCCGUCACCAUGUUGGCUUGGGCUGUACAACAACAUAUGUUCCCUGCAGGCAAGCAGGCAGCCCGUGUAUUUGUUGCAAUCAUUGGUAAAGAAGCCUCCAAGUACGGUUUUGACUUAGUUCACAAUGGUAAGGGGUGAUCUCUUUUCAUAUUGUAUGUACUAGGGCUUUUUAUGCCUUGGUUAGAUUGCUGCAUAAUCUAUGAUUAUAGAUUUGUAAUAAGCUCCUGCUCAUUAUUAUAAUAGACAAAAGCUUUUUUUAUUUUAAAUUUGUAUCAGGGUAAAAGUAAAAUCAUACAGAUUUUAUCCCUUUUAAUGAUUUUUUUAGCCUCUCAAAAUAAAUCCUUUCACGUUUACCCUGAUAUAAAUUUAUUAUGGGAUACGUUCUGGAAAAAAAAAAGAAAUUUAUUUUCGGACUGAAAAGAGCACAAUGGGUUGGUGAACAUCAUUUCGGGUUUCAUAUCAUUAUUGGUUGUCAUGGUUUGGCUAAAGUAAGCAUGGAUCGGAUGACGUAACCCUGAAUUGAGAGGAAAGAAAUUAUUCAGAGUAAUCGUAUACAUUUUUAUUUUAAAACUAUAUUAUUGGGUCUGUUUUAAUUAACUCUUCUUAACUUACUGGAAUCGAGAUUAGAAACAACGAACACGAUUUGGAACCAACUCAACUUGGUAAAAUUGGCGGCAGCCACGUGCAAACUACUCUUUUUUUACAAAAAUUUAAACAUAGCCCAUAGGGCUGGCUUUUGAGAGGCUGCAAAAAUUAUUUAAAGGGAUGAUAUACAUGAGCUUUACUGUUAUGAAAAGACAACUUAAGAUUUUAGCAGAUUUAUGUACACUUUGAUGUCCUAUAUAGAAACAUAAUUCCUUGCUACUAUUAUCUUUUCUGUUUAGCAUAGCAAAGCUUCUUCAUUUUAUGAAUGUUAAAAUAUUUCUUAUUUACCUUUCUGUUGAUGUACUUUUUGGUUGCAAUCAUAAGUUUAGUUAUUCAUUUUUAUAUAAUGUAUAUAAUGGAUUAUCCAUAACUGAUGAUACUGAUCAAAAUUUAUGUUUAACAUGCGCAGUUCUAUAUUUUAAAACACACAUCAUUUAAAAAAAUACUUAUUUCAAUUUUAAUUGAACUUGUGCCUGUUUGCUUGUAUGUGUAUGAUUUAUAAAAUUAUGCAUAUUUUUAUGGGGAAAUGUCUGUAAAUAGUAACUUAAGUUACUUUUUUCAUAAAUAUCGACAAAUUUUUACAAUGUUAAAUAGUAAAUCUGUGGGAAAUAACUCUAAAAAGUCAGAUUUGAAAAUAUAUCCCUCUCCUUCCCUUUCUCUCUAUUUUUUUAAACAUAGCAGUAAAGUAUGAACAUCAAAGAUAGUUAUGAACGUAGCAAAGAACUAAUUGUUGAAAGAGUAGGUAUAAAUGGUCUUUUUUCAAUAAUGAGACAGGUGCUAUUGGCGGCCCAUGUAGAGAACUAAUAAAUACUAGUGCAAAGAGAUAAUUUUUUUGUCAGAAGUUAGAUUAACCAAAUGUAUCAAUACCUAACUAAUAUGUGGCUGACAACUAAAAUAAUGAAGCUGUUUGAAAUUAAUGUUAUAACUAGUAGCUCAACUAAUAGGUUGCCAGGGAAACUGGAAAUUGAAAUAUCAAAAGUCUUGGACAUUUGUCUGCAACUAUUUGAUAUUUUCAAUAAUUCUCAUUCUCCCAGUGUAAUUAGUUUAAUAAAGAUAAAACAUUUAUUUCACUAAAGCAUUAGUCCAUUUCAUAUAAUUGGUUAACCAGACCUGUUUACUCUUACAAAUUUGGCGUGCAGUGUACGAUUAUGAGGUGUGUACAAUAUAUAUACUGUAUGUUUAUUUUUUUACUAUUAAGAUAAUGCAUUGAACGAUUCUGUGAUGAUAUUAUACAAUUUUAAGAGUUUUAGGGUAAACAGGUCUGGUUAACUUUUGUGGUCAGACGUUUUUUAGAUCUUGAUUAGUAUUAAUAAUUAAAUUUAUGUACUUUUGGUUAAAUGAGUAACAGUUAAUUCACUUGAAAGUAAUAUUAAGGAAUUUUUCUUGACAGCUUAAUUAAAACAUAUUGCUCUCAAAACUAGUAACUCUCCUAAACAUGCCCUGCCCUCUCUUAUACAUGCCCUGCCCUCUCUUAUAGACUUUAUAUCAAUGCUUCUGGCUAUUUUCUUCAUGUACAUUAUCUAUAGUAUCUAUACUCAUUGUGAUUUUAGUAUCAUUUGAGGUAUGCUAGUUAUUUAUGGUCCUUUUUACUCGCUCUAAAGCAUUAAUAUUUUAAUAGUUUGAAAUGUCUACAAUAAACUUAUUUUUAAUUCAAUUCAAAGUUAUUACUUAAAAUAUGUUUUGACAAUAACUGUAAAAUGAAAAUCCAAUAAAAGCAACACAAGUUAACUGGCAAUCCUAUUUGCUGCCUGCUUCCUUGCAAUGACAAUUUUAACAUUUAUUAAUUGCAGCAGUUUAGACAAUUUAUAUUAUAACUAAUUUUUACAGGGUUUACUUGCUAGUUGCUUAUGCCUUUAUAUUUGCUGUGACAUACCCACCUGCUUGCCUGUAAUUUCAGUUAAGUUAUAAAGAUAUCUAGUUCUGUAUCAUUUCACACCUCUUAGAUUUACAACUACGCUAUGGGGUUGUAAAUUUGCUAUGAAUUAAGUAAAUUCUUUUAUAUUAUUUUUAAGCCCUUCAGACUUAAAUGCUCAUUUUAAUUAGUUUAAUUCAUUGAACUAAUGAGAAAACAAUUUUUCAAAUAUUCGUGUGGUCGUUCCAUUAUAUUUUGAAUUCAAUUUAGGUUAUCUUCUGUUAUAAAUUGGUUUCCUAGAAAUGAGCAAAUUAUCUAAUGUGAGAAUUUUUCACACUAAAUUUUAAUUUUAAAAAGGUCUGUUUUGUUUUUACUAAUUACAAACAUAUCAAAAGAUUAUUUUUGACCCAAAAAAUUUCAUUUUGUUUAAUUUUGUAUUUAAUAAUACAGCUACAUUAUCUAUUAUUUUGUAUGCUUAACACAUUAACUCAUUAAUCUGUAUUUGUUGGAGUUUGUUAAUUAAAUUUGAAUUCAUAUGUACCUUGACCCUAAAUAUAACAGUACGAUGCACAUGUAAACUUAUGUUAAUAUUGGGCAUCUUACAUUUGGCAUACGAGAUGAGUCCAUUUUAUAACUCUGGUAACUGAUAUCUAUUCAAAUAUUUAAAAUAGUAGCUAGGCAAUUGUUGAGAGAUCGAGCAAUUUUUUAAUUAUUUAAAAACAAAUAUCAGAUCAGUCUAACAUGAUUAACAACUUCGCCCAAUUCUUAAUGAUUAAUGAAUUUUGCAAUUUCUUUCUUUGGAUUAUGUGCAUCAUAUAUUAAUAAAGUUGAAAUAUAAAAACGUAGAAGUGAGCAAAUGGGUGUGGCAAACAUAAUCUGCACAGUGGCUGUCAAAGAACAGAAAGUUAUUGAACUUUUGUUAACAAUAGCAAGAUGUCAAGUAGGAAAACAUUAAAUAAAGGGGCUGCAAAUAAAUUAAAAAUAUUUUAGUAUGAAAGAGGAUAUUAACUUUUUGUUAAAAAAAAUAAAUUUCUCCUAAUAGCCACUGUUCCUGAUUUCAUCGAAGUUACCAGGAUGGAUAAAGAAGAUGAUGAUGAAAAUGAAGACUGUGGUUUGGGAAGGGAGAGGGAACUGAGUGAAAGUCCACAGCAAUCUCCCACCGUAAUGAGGCAUUCUGAUAUGUCAAGGGAUACUGAUGACCCAGAUGAUUCUCAGCUAAUGAUCAAUGUGUCUACACUAUCUGCACCCGAAGUGUCAUUAGUUCCUUCCCCUGAGGUAUCUAAGGUAAGAGUAAAAAUCGAUUUUUUCCUUUUUAAUAAAAGGAAUAUAGCUGAAAAAACAUGGCUUUGAGAAAAAUGUGUUACAGCAUUUUAAUAUUUAAUGGUAGAAGAAGUACAUUUGCUUUUAAAAUUUGAAUGACUGUUAAAUUAGUAAAUAAUUAAUGGAAAAUUAUAAGAAUUGCAAUCAAACUAGAAAAAUUUUUUUUAAAAGGCAUGAGGUUUCAAAAACUUUCAUGUGAAAGAAAUGUCGGAAUUCUUUUUAAUCAAGUGAAGAAAGUAUAUACAAAGGUAGGGCUCUCAGAAUAGCAUCGGUCAGUGGAAUAAAUUGGGACACAAGAAUGUAGACAAAUACAUUGUGAUGGGUUCCACGCAUGUACUUCAUGUAGAAUUUUGGGAGACACCCUGUGUAUUUUAUUUCCAGUAUAUACUAAGAGUGACACAUGGGUGUCAUAUUAGGAUAUGUCUCUACCAUUAGUGUGGUGCCAAGGAUUAAAAAUAAGUUUCUAUAUAGUAUUUGAAAGAUUUGAGCUAUCUUUAUGUGGGGUGGAUAUGUAAAUAUUUACAAUGAAAAUCUCUUUUUCUAUUUCCAGCGGCCCAAAUCUUUAGAAGACAAUUUAAAUGAAGUAAGAUCUCAUUACCAAAGUCGGUGCCUGAGUAGAUUCAACUCUGUUAAACGCAAGCAGCUGGAGAGGCUUCGACAAAGGUCAGAUUGGUUCCUUAGUCCAACAGUAAGAGAACGCAACAAUAGUCGUAAGGGCAAAGGUGAAGGCAGUCUCAGCUUGUUUGCCAGUAACAUGAGCAGCAGCGGCAAUCAACAUCGUGGUAACGGUAACAACAGUGGAAAAAAUAAUAGCAACAAUAACAACCACCCUAAUGGCAGCAGUAAAGUCCUGCAACAAAAAAACUCAGGGAACUCUGUGGUAACUAAAGCAUCAUCAGAAGGGGCCGUCUUGGAAGCGUUUUCUGAUGGUGACAGUGUUUUUACAGACAAUACCAGUCGUAGUGAAUCCCCAGCUUCAGAACCUGUGUGGUCUCAUAUACUUAAAGUCCAUUCUCGUGAUAUCAUUCAUAGUGACACUAUUGCUGAGCUUGCCCCCCCUGAGAUGAGCUUGUACGGAGGAAGCUCAGGUGCAGAUUUAAGUUUAGAUUCUCAUGAUAAUUUCAGUGGACAUCACGUAGGAUUAUCACCUACUUCAGUAAGAAGUCGGUUUGAAGAUGGAGAGAGGGAGCGGGGUUAUGAGGAGGAAGAUGAUGAUGAGGAUAACACAACUCCAACAGGGAUUCAAGAAGAAGAAGACACAACACUCAUGACAUCAUCGCUACCAGACCUUCAGCAGCAUGGUGUCUCAGAAGAAAGUGAAUUCCACAACAGAGACCUAGAAAAAGAAUUGCCUGUUGAGUCAAAUGAAGGUGUUGGUGAUGCCGUGAUGAAAAGCAGCAGUUAUGGAGGUAGCUUCAAAACCACUGGUGCUGAAGUUAUGAAGGUGCAGGCAGACGAGAAAGAAGAUUUUACAAAUGGGCAGCAAACUUCUUCAGAUAUGUCACAGAGAGAAGAAGAGAAAUCUAUUGAGGCAAAACUUGGUGGCGAGCAAAUUCGGACAUCAGAAAGCUUGGAAGAAGAUGAUUCUGAACUGGUGCAGUGUUUUUUAGUUGAGCAUACUUAUGGGGACAAAACCACAGAUUCCUAGCAGUAAUCUAUUUGCAAAGUCAAUUCAGAGCUUGAAGUGAUUUCUUAAUUUUUGUUUAGCCUGCUUGUAUAAUUUUUACAAAUGACUUUAGAAAACAUUGGUUGCUAAAAAAGAUAUGCUGUAACUAAAAUCUUGCUUAUUUUUUAAAAUAGAUAAUAAAGUAUUCAUUAAUUUUUAAUGGGACUUUUUAUAAAGGUAUAUUACAUAAUUUCCA
This is a messenger RNA of Lymnaea stagnalis (great pond snail), 14547 nucleotides long. NCBI's taxonomy places the organism in Eukaryota, Metazoa, Mollusca, Gastropoda, Lymnaeidae. The record is from the annotation of a GenBank genome assembly.